Perca fluviatilis (European perch) is the source of this 5287-nucleotide messenger RNA. Its product is annotated as multidrug resistance-associated protein 9-like. Gene Ontology annotation, molecular function: ABC-type transporter activity; ATP hydrolysis activity; ATP binding. The coding region runs from base 464 to 4651 and encodes 1395 amino acids. The transcript has 31 exons. Gene Ontology annotation, biological process: transmembrane transport. Gene Ontology annotation, cellular component: membrane. NCBI's taxonomy places the organism in Eukaryota, Metazoa, Chordata, Actinopteri, Perciformes, Percidae. The record is from RefSeq and is a predicted model, not a curated record.
CCCCUCUUACGCCCUGUAGAGCCACCCUUGUGGUGUCGAAAUUGUAGAAAUUUGUAUUUAAAUUUUUUUUAAAUACAAAAAGAGAAAGGAAAAAAACAUACAAAAAUGGUGUAGGUGUCAUUUAAUUUGCUAUGUUUUAUAUUAUAUGGGGGGGAGAGAUGUUAUGAUAUUUAUAUUAGUGUUCAGGUAGUGGACAGGGUCAGACUGAAGGGUCAGGGGGGAGUGGUUGUGUGCUGAUUUAACCGGGACAGUCACAGGUGUGUGGGAGGAUUGCGAUUUUGGAGAAGGUUACCUCCAGCUGGGUAGCUGAGGUCGCUAGCUGAAGAACACUACUGAAGACAAAGGAUUGGACGACCUGCUUGUUUCCCCCACCACAAACUUUUGUACACCAUUUAAAAAUCGGAACUGAGACAACAAAGGAGGAGCGGGGCUGGAACGCCGAAAGAACCAAGCCUAUUAGGCAAUGGAGUGGUUCCAGAGGCAGUCGUCUUCUCCUGAAACGCUAAACUAUGCAGAGUCUGAGGACAAAAUGAUGAAAGGCUAUUCUUUGGAGAAGAUGGAUACUCGAGGAGUCUCUUUUAACGAAGAUAGUUUCCGACGGAGAACUGGAUCUGUGGCCUCCAGUCCAGAACAUACUGAUUUGGACAACGGUGAAAUAGCCUCCCCUACCCUAUUCGGAAAAUACCACCAGAGCCUUCAGACCCUCAAACCCUUCCGCUGGUCCUCAUCCCAGUCCCACCCUUUGGACAAUGCAGGUUUCCUGUCAUUCACAACCUUUGCCUGGAUGACCCCCAUGAUGUGGGCCUUGUUCAGGAAUAAGCUGGACAUGAGCUCUCUCAACCUGUCUACUUUGGAUGUAGCCGAAACCAGCGGAGAAAGGCUCCACAGACUCUGGGAGGAAGAAGUGGCAAAGGUGGGCCUGGACAAGGCCUCUGUGUUUCGAGUGAUCCUUCGCUUUCAAAGAACAAGGCUGAUUCUGUCUGUCAUUGUUGCUGUCCUUGCCAUGAUGGCAUCUUUUCUGGGGCCGGCGGUUCUGGUCCAUGAGAUCCUAAAAUAUGUUGACGGCCCGGAGAAGUCCACAGUAUUCCAUGGUGUUGGUCUGUGCUUCGCUUUGUUCACAUCAGAUUUCUUCAAAGCCUUCUUCAUAUCCUUGAUGUGGGCCUUGAACCUGCGCACUGCUGUCAGACUGAAGGGUGCCUACUCUACAUUGGCCUUUCAGAAAGUCAUCUCUCUGCGGAUGCACAGCGGCAUUUCAAUGGGAGAGAUUAUUAGUGUUUUGACCAGCGAUGGCCACAAAUUAUUUGAGGCAGUACUGUAUGCAAGCUUCCUAAUUGCCACCCCAGUGCUCUUUAUUGUGUGUACCAUCUAUGCCUGCUACAUUCUGGGCUAUACCGCACUGACUGGAGUCUGCAUCUACCUCAUCUUCCUCCCUGUACAGAUUGGCUUGGCCAAGCUCAUUAACAUAUUCAGAUGGAAAAGCAUAUCUAUAACAGACAGCCGUGUUCGUACAGUGAAUGAGAUUCUCAGCAGCAUCAAACUCAUCAAGAUGUACGCCUGGGAAGAUUCCUUUGAGAAGAAGAUCGCAGGCUUAAGGAAAAAUGAGAAGAAGGAACUGCAGAGGACCAGUUACGUCCAGAAUGCCAAUAACAGCAUCACCAGCAUUGUCCCCGCCCUUGCCUGUAUUCCCACCUUCAUUGUACACACUAUGUUGGGCUUGAAGCUCGACACGUCUGAUGUCUUUACCACCAUCGCUGUCUUCAACGCUAUGAGGUUCUCCCUAGCUCUACUGCCCCUAAUUGUAAAGUCCUUGGCUGAUGCUGCUGUAUCACUAGCAAGACUCAAGAAAAUAUUGGUGAUCCAGAAUCCAGAGAGCUACCUGAUCCAGAAAAAAGACAGUGACUCAGCCAUAGUGAUGAAAAAUGCUACGUUUUCCUGGAGCCAGCCAGAGUCCCCACCUAGCACAGCCAAUGGGGUGAAGGGACACAAAGUGGAGGACUUGUCCCAGAAUGGGAAGACUGAAACCUUGUCAACCCUGAGAAACAUCUCCUUCACGCUGCCUAAGGGCAACCUGCUUGGUGUCUGUGGGAACGUGGGGAGUGGAAAGACGUCGCUGAUUUCCAGCAUUUUGGAACAGAUGCACCUCCUGCGGGGCUCCCUCACAGCUGAUGGGACAUUUGCCUACGUUUCCCAGCAGGCUUGGAUAUUCCAUGGAACUGUUCAAGAAAACAUCCUGAUGGAGGAACCCUUUGACCAGUCCAAAUACAGCAGAGUUGUGGAUGUCUGUAGCCUCAGAGCUGACCUGAACAUCCUCCCAUAUGGUGAUCAAACUGAGAUUGGAGAGCGAGGGCUGAAUCUGUCAGGGGGGCAGAAGCAGAGGAUCAGCCUGGCCAGAGCGGUCUACUCCAAGAAGGACAUCUUCCUUUUUGACGAUCCACUAUCUGCUGUCGAUGCCCAUGUGGGGAAACACAUUUUUGAAGAAUGCAUUAAGAAGGAGCUCCAGGGAAAAUCUGUCAUACUGAUUACACACCAGCUCCAGUAUCUGGAGUACUGUGAUGACAUUUUAGUUCUGGAGGAUGGCGAGGUGCUGGAGGCUGGGAACCACCGGGCCCUGAUGAAAGCCAACGGACGCUACGCUCAGCUCAUCAGCAACUACCAGAUGGAACAGUCCCAAACUCAGAAUGAGGAGGAGGAGGAGGAAGUGUCACCCAAACACACUGCCCAGCUGAAGGAUGUUGGGCUAAGAGAAAGCACAGACGGCGGUUUAGUGAACCCAGCAUUUGACAUGUCAGAUGAACAGGAUGAUGGGACAACAGCUGACCAAAAAUCUGCUGUCAGUGAUCAGCUGGUCAGUCAGGAGUCUACCACAGAAGGUUCCAUCUCCUGGAGAGUCUACCAUCAAUACUGCAAAGCAGCUGGAGGCUACAUCGUCUGCUUCCUCGCCAUCCUGAACAUCUUCCUGAUGAUUGGCUCCACAGCCUUCAGCAACUGGUGGCUCAGCUUCUGGCUGGGGCAGGGUGAUGGGUCAUCCAAUGGGACAACUUCAAACCAGGGCGACAUCUCAGAAAACCCAGACCUGCACUUCUACCAACUUAUUUAUGGCGUGAUGGGUGUUGUCACAGUUACACUUGCCAUCAUCACAUGCUUCUUCUUCACUUGGGUCACCAUGAAAGCAUCCUGUAAACUCCACGACACAAUGUUCACGAAGAUUUUCUCCAGUCCCAUGAGUUUCUUUGACACAACGCCAACAGGCCGCAUUCUCAACCGCUUCUCCAAAGAUCAAGAGGAGGUGGACAUCGCGCUUCCCCAAAACAUGGACCCUUUCUUUCAGUUUAGCCUGCUGGUCACCUUCACCAUUAUCAUCAUCUCGGCUGUCUUCCCCGCCAUGCUGGUAGCUGUGGUUGUUAUGGGAGCUUUGUUCACCCUCAUCCUCUUUAUAUUCCAGAGGAGUAUCCGUCAGAUGAAGAAGAUGGAGAACAUCAGUCGCUCUCCCUGCAUCUCUCUCACCACCUCUACCCUGCAGGGCCUUAGCACCAUCCAUGCCUACAACUUAGAAGAUAGCCACAUUAAACUGUUCAAGUCACUGAAUGACAUCAACUCCAACUACUUUUUACUGUUUAACUCUGGAACACGUUGGCUCUCCUUCUGGCUGGACUUCAUGGCUGCGACCAUGUCCUUGUUGGUGUCUCUGUUCGUAGUGCUCAGCAGUAAUGACUUCAUCAAUCCGGCUUUGAAAGGCUUGGCCAUAUCCUACACCACACAGCUGACAGGCAUGCUUCAGUACGUAGUGAGGCAGUCGACGGAGGUGGAGGCCAGAUUCAACUCGGUGGAGCGGCUGCAGGAAUACAUCACGGAUUGUAAGCCUGAGGCUCCCAGACACAUAAAGGAGGCUCAGGUCCCAAAGGACUGGCCAAAGAGUGGAACCAUCACCUUCCAGGACUAUAAGAUGAGGUACAGAGAGAAUACACCCAUUGUCCUGAAUGGGCUCAAUUUUCUCAUCAAAGCUGGAGAGAAGCUGGGCAUUGUGGGAAGGACAGGCUCUGGGAAGUCCUCUUUAGGCGUGGCUCUGUUCAGGCUGGUGGAGCCAGCAGCAGGAACCAUCCUGAUAGAUGGUGUGGACAUUAUGGACAUUGGUCUGCAGGAUCUGCGCAGCAAAUUGUCUAUCAUCCCCCAGGAUCCCGUUCUAUUUAUUGGAACAGUCCGAUACAACUUAGACCCCUUCAAUAGCUACAAUGAUGAGGAGAUCUGGAAGGCACUGGAGAAGACCUACAUGAAGGACUCAAUCUCCAGACUGGAGGGGAAACUACAAGCACCGGUGCUGGAGAAUGGGGAGAACUUCUCCGUAGGAGAAAGACAACUAAUGUGUAUGGCUAGAGCACUACUCCGCAACUCCAAGAUCAUUAUAUUGGAUGAGGCAACGGCAUCCAUCGACUCAGAGACAGACGCCUUGAUCCAGAACACCAUCAAAGAAGCUUUCCAGGACUGCACCAUGCUCACCAUCGCCCAUCGUAUCAACACUGUGCUGCACGCAGAUCGUAUUCUGGUUAUGGACAACGGAGAGGUGGCAGAGUUAGACCAUCCAGAUGUGCUGAAGCAAAGACCAGACUCUCUGUUCUCCUCACUGCUCACUGCUGCUAACACUGUGAACACCUGAACUAAAGAGGCCCCGUGGCAACACAGCACAACUACACACUAAUAACUGUAACAUAAGAAUGCUUUCUAUUAUAAUCUGGACUUGUGUGCUUAUAUCAGGUGUAGCUGAGCAGCAGAGAUGGGGUUUAACAUUCAUGCAGAAAAAGACAACAUUUCUAUUUUUAUUUUGUUUUUGGGUUGUCUGUCUGUCCCAUUCUUGUGAAUGCGAUAUCUCAGGAACGCCUGAACAGAAUUUCAUUACAUUUGGCCCAAACUGGCCAUUUUGACUCAACGAUGAACUGAUUAAAAUUUGGUGGUCAAAGGUCACUGUGACUUAACAUAAAACAUUUUUGCCCAUAACUCAAGAAUUGCUACACUAAUAAUGACAACAUUUCACACAAAUGUCUACUAGGAUAAAGUGAUGACAUUUUGUACCCAAAAGGGCAAAGGUCAACUUCACAGUGACAUCAUAGUGUUCUGCAAAAACACUUUUUUGGCCAUUAUUUAACACCAUAACUCAGGAACAGAAGGCGAGACAUUUGGUCGGAUACUGAAUUGGUGACACUUAGGGCCCUAUGUUGCACUCAGCACAAUUGCCUUUGUACACCGACGCAUGUAUCAUUCCUAUUUUGCACCCGACGCACAGCGGACUUUUCCC